This is a messenger RNA of Osmerus eperlanus (European smelt), 3505 nucleotides long. It is a transcript of the gene nufip1, whose product is annotated as nuclear FMR1 interacting protein 1. Gene Ontology annotation, biological process: box C/D snoRNP assembly. NCBI's taxonomy places the organism in Eukaryota, Metazoa, Chordata, Actinopteri, Osmeriformes, Osmeridae. The record is from RefSeq and is a predicted model, not a curated record. The transcript has 12 exons. The coding region runs from base 643 to 3234 and encodes 863 amino acids. Gene Ontology annotation, cellular component: nucleus.
UCCAAGAAGAGCGAAGGGACGAGAUGGGGCACGAGGAGCGCUUUAUACCCGCGUGAGUGACUCCUCCUACGGGGCCUUGUCUUGAAGUAUCCUGACAAGACUCGCUUCUUUAAACGUAUCAUAUUUUUUUUACAUUAUAGAGAUGCAUUCAUUUUUUUUACCGACAGUGUGCAUAGUGUGUCGCCUUUGUUGUAUGUAUCAAUUUAUAGAUACGUCAAACCCUAAAAAAGACUUGGAAGUGUUGUUCUUUUAAAUAUUCUGAAAGUGGAAUAUAUCGAAUUCUGGCAACCCGUGUAAGGCACCUUUGCCCUGAUUAUAACUUCCGGGUGGUUUUGGUAAAUGGUUUUGGGUUGUGACUAAUCAUUUCUCAUUUUCCUUAAUACGUUUGUGUUCUUAGUCUAAACACUAUUAUUCCAAAUUACAUUACUCGCUCUUUCAUAUUUAUUGUUUUGUCGUUCAACAUUUCAACAUCAGAAAAUAACUAAAUUGACCUCACGGAAAUGACGACACAGUGAACGUGCACAUGUAAACUGGAGGUGCAUUAAAUACACGUGCCGGCAGCAACACGCAGUCUAGGGUUUAGUUGGCCGCAAAGGAGGGGACAAUUCACAUGUGAGACCGACAAAUCUCUACGUCUGCACCAUGAGCGGUCACAGUUAUUAUCCUCCUCCGGACUUUGGCUGUCCCGUUCCCAGUUCGGCGGUGGUAAGACCAGCAACAUUUCAGUGUCAACAGCCACCCUCGAGCAACUUUCACACUGGUAUGUGGAACUGGUUCGAGCAACCGUGCACCCCGUGGGGCUACAACGGUCAAGGGUCCCGGGGCGGCGGCGGACCCCCCUGUCGAGAACCAUACGGGUUCAGUCAUUCACGCGGGCAGGGGUUCAAUCGUGGUGCAAGAUAUGGUCCGCCCCACGUCCACAAGGUAGUACAGAGGAAAAGAAAAGAACCAGAGUUUUCCCACUUCUGUGACACGUGUGACAGAGGGUUUAAAAAUCAAGAAAAGUAUGAUGAACAUAUUGCUCAACAUGUCAAGUGUUCAGUUGAAGACUGCAGUUUUACUGCUCAUGAGAAGUUGGUGAAAAUUCACUGGACCAAUAACCACACCCCAGGAGCCAAAAGAAUCAAGUUGGAUACCCCAGAUGAAAUAGUAAAAUGGAGAGAAGAGAGGCGCAGGAAAUACCCAACUCUGCAGAACGUGGAGAGGAAGAGGAGAGUGAUGGAGACCAGGCAGGAGAGAGGAGAGGUUCUGGAAACGGCACAGUUUGGGAGGAUGAGAAGCAGAGGCAAGGGGGGUGUGUGCCCCAGAGGCAAGGGGGGUGUGUGCCCCAGAGGAGGCUUCCAGCAGGGCGGGGGGGGAAGACCCUGGGCCACAGGGGGGGGAGGGGCAGAGCAGGCACCCCCCCUCACACAAACCUCCCAGGAAGGGGAUCCUCUGGGGGCCCUGGCCAGCAGUGACCCAGACUCGGACAGAGAGGAGUCGGCGGACAGUGCUAAGGGGGCAGGAGUCACGGUGGCACCCAAACAGAUGACCUCGGGGCUGGGGGCGCUGAUGGCUAACUACGGCUCUCUGACAGAGAGUGACAGCGACCAGGAGCCAGACUCGCUCCCAAUCCAGAGAGCAAGCCUGCUCCUGUCGGAGAACCAGGCUCUUUUGAAGUCAGUCAGCCCUCAGAACCCAACACACUCUCUGGGAAGGGGACCAUACCCUGAGAGCAUGAACCCCAGGCCUGUUCCCACCCUGCCUCCCUGCAGGGGAGGGAGAGGGGGCAGGGGAGGGAGAGGGGGCAGGAGGGGGCAGCGACACACAGCACUGCCCCAGCGCCGCGCAACUCUACUAGAGAUGCUGCUGGCUCCAGACAUCCGCCAUGAGAGGAACGUUCUCCUGCAGUGUGUACGCUACAUUGUGCGGAACAACUUCUUUGGUCUGGAGGUUAAAACUCUGAACAGACAGGAGCCAGAGGAGAGGGCAGUGAGCGCCACGGAGGAGAGGGCAGCGAGCGCCACGGAGGAGAGGGCAGCGAGCGCCACGGAGGAGAGGGCAGCGAGCGCCACGGAGGAGAGGGCAGUGAGCGCCACGGAGGAGAGGGCAGUGAGCGCCACGGAGGAGAGGGCAGUGAGCGCCACGGAGGAGAGGGCAGUGAGCGCCACGGAGGAGAGGGCAGUGAGCGCCACGGAGGAGAGGGCAGUGAGCGCCACGGAGGAGAGGGCAGUGAGCGCCACGGAGGAGAGGGCAGUGAGCGCCACGGAGGAGAGGGCAGCGAGCGCCACGGAGGAGAGGGCAGCGAGCGCCACGGAGGAGAGGGCAGCGAGCGCCACGGAGGAGAGGGCAGCGAGCGCCACGGAGGAUAGGGCAGCGAGCGCCACGGAGGAGAGGGCAGCGAGCGCCACGGAGGAGAGGGCAGCGAGCGCCACGGAGGAGAGGGCAGCGAGCGCCACGGAGGAGAGGGCAGCGAGCGCCACGGAGGAGAGGGCAGUGAGCGCCACGGAGGAGAGGGCAGCGAGCGCCACGGAGGAGAGGGCAGUGAGCGCCACGGAGGAGAGGGCAGUGAGCGCCACGGAGGAGAGGGCAGUGAGCGCCACAGAGGAGAGGGCAGUGAGCGCCACUGGAGAAGACCUCAGGAUCCUAGCGGAGAGAGAGAGAGUCAAGCUGGUAAGUCACAUGAGGUCAGCAGCGCUAGCUAGCGACCAGCCACCAGUUCACGGCCUCAGAUGCCAGGUUGACAGUCUGAGUGUUUCCAGUCUGAGUGUUUCCAAGGCGUUCGCUGGGCAGAGGCCCAGUCAGACUUCAGGCGCUGAUGUCAUGGAGACGGUAGUUGAGCGGGGCAUGCCACACAAGGAACACCUCCACACUCUGCCUCUGGAAGAGAAGCCUAACCCUGGGAUUAGACCUCCUACAGACCCAGACCAGCCCUAUAGACCUCCUACAGACCCAGACCAGCCCUAUAGACCUUUUACAGACCCAGACCAGCCCUAUAGACCUCCUACAGACCCAGACCAGCCCUAUAGACCUCCUACAGACUUGGGGAGUGAUUCUCCCCAGGCAGCAGGAGUGUGUGAGCCUGGUGAAGAUGCUCUGCCUGGCGUGGUGGUGGUAGAGGAAGGGUCUGCUCACAGCGGGCCUGGAGAGCUAUAUCACCUGAUUCUGACCUCUACUCGUCCCCUCAAGCCCAAAGUGUCGAUCUACGAUGAUAAAAUAUGGGAGAUCACGGAUGGAAAUACUGAAGACCCCUAAUGGAAAUAUCUAAAUAUAUAUAUAUAUAUAUAUAUAUAUCUCUAUCUGAGGAAGAGAUCCCCAAAAGGACUCUGAAAAGGGUUAGGGUUAGAAGAGAUCCCGACCCCGCAGCUCUACACUCCUGUAACUGCCAAGCUUUCCUUUGCAUUUUGUUGUCUUUGUGAUCAAGAUGAUCAAACAUCUGUCAUUUCAUUCAUGUAUUAUACAAUUUUUUUUUUUUUUCUGUAUUUAAAAUAAAUGACAGGCCUGAUAUUGGACCAUUUUUGAAGUG